GCAAAAGCGACGUCGCGCGUGCACGAGUUCGAGUUGACGCUUUCGUGGGAGGGUGAAGCGAAUUGGUUGGGGUAGGGGGACGUUGUUAGGGGGUGGCGGUGGAGGGUCGAAAGAGGGGACGGUGGGUCAGCGGACGAGGGCGGCAAAGGCCUCGUCAGUCGCGUCACGCGUUUUCCAUCGGCGACGUCGCUAUAACACUAUCGGGGACUCGCCAAUUCGAAAGAUCAGCGAUCCGAACUCGUUUCCUCGUGCUCGCUCUUCUCCUUUUCUCUCGUCGCACUUCGUUCCUCCUUUGGCCGUCGCUGUCGUCUGGUAAACAUACUAGACGCGAGGAAAGAAAGAAGGCGCACGUGACGCUUCGCCGUGAUCGGUCGAGCACGCCGCGGUAAAACGCGUCUCUUAUCGAUCGAAAUGUGCCGCGCAGCACGUUGCCGCAGUUCCGCAUGGCGCCUUCCACCUCCACCUUCACGAUUUUCGAUGCUAUCGCCAUCGAAAACACGAGGAUCUCGGCUCUAACAGACGACGAGUUAAAUUCUUUCAAACGCGUUCUCGCGCCCGAAAGUGGAGUCCCGAUAGAACCGAUUCAAAAAAGACUUUUAUAGUACGAGGAUCCUCGAUCCUCUUUCGAAGGCCCGAUCCUUCCGACUUUUCAAAUGUCGCAUUUUAUAUGAAAAAGAUAUCUUUAUGUUCGGAUACGUCCGAUACCGGCAAGUCAAUUCUCGAUUAUCGUUCGACUCGUUUCGUGCCUUUCACAGAUUUUUAAUCCUACCAGUUAUAACUCUUCAAGCUCUUUUGGAAAAUAUAUACACUCGCGCUUUUAUAUAACUUCGAAGAAACGUUCCAACGACGAUCGAUGUAACGUUCGCGAUAGGUGGACGCCUUUCGAAGGAACUACGGACGGCCAAUGGGAAUCGCGCUUUCUCCCGCCAAAACCGUGGCGCGUCGAGAAUCCAAUUCUCGUCUCGGGAGCGAGGUUGCGCGUGCGUUUACCUGCGGCGCUUCAAGAUUCUUUCACGAGGUUAAUCGAGAAACGAAAUAAGAUCGAACUCCGUCAUCUCGAAAUCAUGUCGAUACGAUCAACUUCCGUCUAUGCUUCCUGUCUUAUUUGUCCCAAGAAGAAAAAAUCCUCGUAACAGAAAAGAGACGGAAGAGGGAGGAAUGAGGAGAUUCGUCCGGUGACGUUGUGCCACGCGCGGUAAUGCUACUGGCAAGCGGUGCCUCGAUACCGACCAUCGCCGGUGCCGUCGAGGAAGAAGAGGAGUAUGCGCGUAGCGAGGCUAAUAGCGCGCACUACGAUGGAUACGUCACCGAUCAUACCGAUCUCGCUUCGGAGAUCGAUAUCGACGAGUCCGAGUAUAGAAGGGAACUUCUCAACGACAAAUGGCGGAUGCUGUUCGACAAGUUCGAUCCCGAGGGUUUCGGAGAGAUACCAUUGGAGGACUUUCUGGUAGCAUUAAAAAGUGCCGAGUGGAAAGCGGAAAUACCAGUGAACAAGAGAGAUAUCCUGCUCGCGAGGGCAAAAGAAUCGAAGGUCGACGCUAUUACUUUUCAGGAUUUUGUCAAUGUGAUGAGCGGCAAACGGACGAGGAGCUUCAAAUGCGCGGUCCACCAUCGGGACCGCGAGGUGUGCUCCGAGAACGACUUUCAUCUGCUCGUGCGCGAGCCGCCGUUGUUUCGCAGAAUGGUCCGGAUGAUCGGCGACGAAUUCUUGACGAAGGAACGGGACCGAAAAUACUACGCCGACCAUUAUACGUGCUGUCCACCGCCUCUCUUCAUCAUUCUCAUCACCCUCGUGGAGUUGUGCUUCUUCACUUAUUACACCGUGAUAAAGGGCGAGGUGAAUCCCUCGGGUCCGGUACCGAUCGACAGCGUCUUCAUCUACAGGCCGGACAAACGCCUCGAGCUUUGGAGGUUCGCCUUCUAUAUGUUCCUUCAUGCUGGAUGGCUUCACCUGUUGUUUAAUCUGGGAGUGCAAGUAAUCGUGGGACUUCCACUCGAGAUGGUACACGGAAGUUUGAGGAUCGCCGCGGUAUAUAUGGCUGGAGUCCUGGCUGGUUCCCUGGGUACCUCGGUGUUCGACGCCGAAGUCUAUCUGGUUGGAGCGAGCGGCGGCGUUUAUGCUCUUCUAGCGGCCCACCUCGCCAACGUUCUUCUAAACUACAACAAUAUGGAGUUUGGCAUAGUUCGACUUAUCGGCAUCUUCGUCAUCGCAAGCGCCGACGUGGGCUUUGCCAUAUACGACAGGUAUGCUGCAGGAGAGAUCUACGCGGGUCUACCGGUCUCUUACGUUGCCCAUCUGACGGGUGCCCUGGCCGGGCUGACGAUCGGUCUUUUGGUCUUGAAGAAUUUCGAGCAGCGAUUGCACGAGCAAUUGCUCUGGUGGGUGGCCCUUGGCGUUUACGCAGCCUGUACGAUCUUCGCGGUCAUGUACAAUCUAAUGCAUCCGAACCAUCCAUGACGCGAGGGCGGCUUCGCGCACAAUCAACCGAGAAACGUAACGCGAAGCUGGUAGCCCUUGGAAGAGAAAACGAAUAAAGGAAAAGGAGGAAAGGAGGAUCAUAAGAAAAAAUUGCGUCGGAAGAAGAAUACGUCGAAAUGUUUUAACGGAACAACAAGUUUCCUCGUCGUCGAAACGAUCUCGACACGAACACGCUGCGAAUCAUCGAAGGACGAGAAGAAGGAGGAAGAUGAGAAAGAGGAUGGAUGGGUGAAGUAGGGGAGGAACGGCGGCCGGGUCACACGUUCGUCGACGCGUCUCGAUCUCUUCGUAGUUUUCCUGCGUUAAACCAAAGAAUAGAGUAUAUACACACAGGGAGAUAUAUUUUUGCAGAACGACAAGGAAGACGAUGCGCGAGGUUUGCCCUUUGCGCACUUCGACUAUAAGCGGAAAAUGCGAAAGCCAAAGAACCAUAGUCCGUACGCAGGAAGAUAUUCGAAAAGUUUCACGUCGACCACGAUCUCUCUCCGGCUUUUUACUCGUUAACGCGAUCCCUUCGAACCAAAUCAAGAACGAAAAGUAAACGAAAAGCGAAGGACGCCUAACGACAUUUUUUUCUUACUGCUCUUGUAUGUUAUUAAGUAUCGACGUCGAUCUCGAUGACGUGUUACCCGCGCAGUCGUUCAUUGUAUACCGAUGUAAAUAGUCUUGUAAAUAUUAACGAAAGAAAGAUGAAAGAGAACGUUACGCGUAUAUAGAACGCGAGAGAGCAAGGGGAAUCGGAGUGAGUGAGCGAACGAGAGAAAAAAAUUGUGCGUAGAGCGUGGACGAAACAAACAAAAAUAAAAGAACGAAAAUUUCGGAAACGAGAGAAGAGGAUGGCGGGAAAAGAUUCGUCGACGAGAAGCAAAUAUUUUCCUUCGCGAUUUUUCCUACUGUCUCGUCCUUAUUCCUUCUUUGAUAUACUUUUUAAGAACGAUGUUGGAAAGAAACGAGAAAAUGGCUAUUGCGUUACCAAAUUUCUUUCCUCUCGAUACUGCCAGAACUUUUCUUAUUUUUUUUUUUUUCCUUUUUCCUUUCUUUCUUUCGUUCCUUCGUUCGUCGAUUCGUCCGUUCGUCUCAAUGAAAAUUCCUCACGCAUAAUACAUAACUCGUUACCAAUCCGUAUUGUAUCAUAAUCGUAUUACGCGUAAGUUUUCUUUUUCGUUUUGUCGUAUUUGUCCAUUUGUACAGAGCAACGACAUAUAUUUAUGUAUGCGGAAACGAAUCGUUAGAUAAUCUUCAAACGCAUCGAUACGCCGUUUAUUCGCUCGAUCCUCUUACUCCCUUCCUCCUUCUCUCUUACGCAGCGACUCUUCGAUAUUCUCAAAAGAACGAUUCUCUUCUUUGGUGAUUUCAAAGUCACGGCUCUUACGUAUUAUUUAAUAUAUAAAUAUAUAAUAUAUAUAUAUAUAUGUAUAUGUAUAUUAUAUGUGUAUAUCUUCUGUAUAGUUUCUAAGUACGUUGAUCAGGGUACAACUAGAUUCUUCUUUUAUUUGCUAUUUAUACAUCAGACAAAUUUCUUUUUUUUCUCUUUUUUACGGAAGGCAAAUGGCCACGGUAAGAAAAUUUAAUUGUCGAUUAUAAUCGUAUAUGUAUACACAUAUAUAUAUAUAUAUAUAUAUAUAUAUGAUAUACGAUAUAUGAUAUGAUAUAUAUGAUAUAUAUUAUAUAUAUUAUAUAUAUAUAUUGUUCUAGGUUCACACGUUUACGCGAUGCGCUCAUCUCAUUGUUACAGACUUUUUUCUGUCUCACCAAACGAAGCAGUUUCUCUCUCUUUCUCUUUCUUUCUCUCUCUCUAUAUAUAUAUGUGUGUGUGUGUAUAUAUAUAUAUAUAUAUGUCUCUUUCUUCCCUUAAUUUCGUUCUUAAUUUCAUACAAGAAAACAAGUCUUAUUUAUUUUUACCAAGUGGUAUUUUCUUAUUAGAAAUUAGUAUGUCUUGGAACGACUGAAGAAAAAUAGAUACGAAAGGAAGGAAGGAAGAAGGAAGCAAAGAAGGAAGGAAGGAAGAAAGGAAGGAAGGAAGGAAGGAAGGAAGGAAAAAAGAAAAAAGCGAGAUCAAAAACGAGAGUGAUGAACGAUGCUAGUCAAUUAGUACCCACGAGAAAGCUACGUCGGGUUGUAGCUUAAGGUACUGCUAUGUUGUAACUCGCAGAAACGUCGAGAAAAACGGUGGGAGAAAUAGAGUGAAAAGCGACUCGACUGUGAAAGGGUUGUAUAAGAAGAAAAGGAAAGAGAAAGAAAGAGAGAUAAAAAGAAAUGGUCGGUGACGAAGGUAUCCACUUUAAAUAGCUACAAUGUUCUGUUACAAUGCAAAGAGAAAAGAGAAAAGAG
Vespula pensylvanica (western yellowjacket) is the source of this 4810-nucleotide messenger RNA. It is a transcript of the gene stet, whose product is annotated as protein rhomboid. Gene Ontology annotation, cellular component: membrane. Bases 1199 to 2458 code for a protein of 419 amino acids. The transcript is spliced from 10 exons. Lineage: Eukaryota; Metazoa; Arthropoda; Insecta; Hymenoptera; Vespidae. The record is from RefSeq and is a predicted model, not a curated record. Gene Ontology annotation, molecular function: serine-type endopeptidase activity; calcium ion binding.